Molecule: messenger RNA, 1221 nt
Organism: Colletotrichum karsti
Lineage: Eukaryota; Fungi; Ascomycota; Sordariomycetes; Glomerellales; Glomerellaceae
Product: methionyl-tRNA synthetase
Exons: 1
Coding region: 1-1221 (406 amino acids)
Cellular component (GO): methionyl glutamyl tRNA synthetase complex
Molecular function (GO): tRNA binding
Source: RefSeq, a predicted model, not a curated record
AUGGCUUCCAACACCUCCUUCACUCCCAACGAGGAGACCGAGAUCCAGCAAUGGCUCACCACCGCCACCCGCCUCCAGCAGGCCGGAAGCGACGACGCUCAGGUCUCUCCCAUCCUCGACACCCUCAACUCCCACCUGAGCACCCGCACCACUCUCCUCGGCACCAAGCCCAGCAAGGCUGAUACCGCCCUCUACUCCGCCGUCCGCCCCCUCGUCGCCAACUGGUCCCCCGAGCAGCGCACCGGUGAGAAGGGCUACCCCAACAUCGUCCGCCAUCUCGACUUCGUCCAGAACUUUCCCGCGUUCGCGGCCGAUGUCAAGCCCGAGGAGAAGGUCUCCGUCAACCUCGACGAGGUCCUCUACGUGAAGCCCCCUGUCGAUGCCAAGGCUGAGAAGGAACGUCUCAAGAAGGAGAAGGCUGCUGCCGCCGCUGCCGCCGGUGGCAAGGAGACUGCUCUCCCCGACCGCACCAAGGACAACAAGGACAAGAGCGCCGGAGAGAAGGUCAAGGAGGCCGUUACCGAGGCCAAGGACAAGGUCAAGGCCGCUGUUGGUGCCGGCGAGGGCAAGCCCAAGAAGGAGAAGAAGGCCAAGGAGCCCAAGCCCCAGAAGGCCGCCGCUCCCGCUGCGCCCCUGUCUCCGGCUCUGAUCGAUCUCCGUGUUGGUCACAUCCUGAAGGCCAUCAAGCACCCGGAGGCAGACUCUCUCUACGUCUCCACCAUCGCCAUGGGCGACAAGCCAAACGACGACACCACCGAGUACGAGGGCCAGGUGUGCCGCACCGUCUGCUCUGGUCUCAACGGCCUGGUGCCCCUGGAGUCCAUGCAGGGUCGCAAGGUUGUUGUCGUGUGCAACCUGAAGCCCGUCAAGAUGCGUGGUAUCAAGUCUUCCGCCAUGGUCCUGGCCGCCUCUCCUAAGCUCAAGGAGGGCGAGGUCGACGACCACAAGGGUCCGGUCGAGCUCGUCACGCCUCCUGCCGACUCCAAGGCUGGAGACCGCGUCUUCUUCGAGGGCUGGAAGGGCGAGCCCGAGGGUGUCCUGAACCCCAAGAAGAAGAUCUGGGAGACCUUCCAGCCUGGUUUCACCACCACCGACGGCCUUGAGGUUGCCUUUGACGCUGCCUUCGUCAAGGAGCUUGGAAAGGAGGGUGUUGGCAAGCUUGUCACUGAGUCCGGUGGUGUCUGCACUGUCCCCAGCUUGAAGGGUGCUACUGUCCGAUAA